GCCCCCCAAUACAGCACCGCGGUGCGACCCGCACGUACGGCCCAAGGCUGGGACAGAGAGACAGUCGCACAGUCAGGGGAUGGCGGAGAGACAGUCGCACAGUCAGGGGAUGGCGGAGAGACAGUCACACAGUCAGGGGAUGUCGGAGAGACAGUCGCACAGUCAGGGGAUGGCGGAGAGACAGUCGCACAGUCAGGGGAUGGCGGAGAGACAGUCGCACAGUCAGGGGAUGUCGGAGAGACAGUCGCACAGUCAGGGGAUGUCGGAGAGACAGUCGCACAGUCAGGGGAUGGCGGAGAGACAGUCGCACAGUCAGGGGAUGGCGGAGAGACAGUCACACAGUCAGGGGAUGUCGGAGAGACAGUCGCACAGUCAGGGGAUGGCGGAGAGACAGUCGCACAGUCAGGGGAUGGCGGAGAGACAGUCGCACAGUCAGGGGAUGUCGGAGAGACAGUCGCACAGUCAGGGGAUGUCGGAGAGACAGUCGCACAGUCAGGGGAUGGCGGAGAGACAGUCGCACAGUCAGGGGAUGGCGGAGAGACAGAGGAUGGAGAGACGUCAGGGAUGAGAGUGCCCCCCCCCCCCCGGAGCCGCUCCCCCUCCCUCCCCCAAUCAGACAGCUCCGCUCCCACCCUGAGUCUGUGACCCCAAUGCCCGAUGUUCAGUGACCUUCCUGCCCGGAGAGGGGAGAGGGACCGGCCGGGCACAGGGAGCUGCAGUCCGCUCAGGGCCAACAUGGAGACCGCCACCCACCUGCGCUUUGGCCACGCCCCCCUGGACCUCACCGUGUCGUCAGAGAACCUGAGUCGGCGCCUCCAGCGGGAAAUGGGCAGCAGCCUGACCUGGCAUGACGGGCGCGGGCACCGCUCAGCCACAGGGAGGGCAAUUAAGCUCCUCAAACAGCCCGGAACUGAGGUCACCCAGGUCCGGCCCAGCGGUCACUAUGGGGUUUAUCACACGAGUCCGACCUUCAGCUGCGGCACCAAACCCGUGGUUCUGUGGAGCCAACAGGACGUCUGCAAGUGGCUAAAGAAGCAUUGUCCCUACAACUAUCUCACCUACGUGGAGGCCUUUGCCCACCAUGCCAUCACAGGUCGGGCCCUGCUGAGGUUGAAUGCGGAAAAGCUGCAGCGAAUGGGAAUUACCCAUGAGUCUCAGUGGCAGGAGGUGCUACAACAGGUGCUGCAGUUGCAGGUGAGAGAGGAAGUGAGGAACCUGCAGCUGCUCAGUCAGGGUAAGAAGGGAGAGGACUGGGGGGUAUUUGUGCCCCCGGCUGCCCCCACUCACCCCCUGGUGUAUCUCACAGCUUCCUAUGGAGACUUCUGAGCCGAGAGCCUGAGGGACUGAGAUCACUGUGACUGUCACAUCUGGGAUUGGCUACCUCAUCCUCCAAUCAGCAGCCGGGACCGGCCGGGGGGGGGGAUCCUGCAUGAACAUUCCUGGCACCUCAACUACAUGUCUGUUCCCUCAAGCAAAUCAACUGCAGCACAAGAAUCCUUCAGAGAGUCCAGCAGGAACUGUCGGCGGCAGAGUCUCCCCCAGAACUGCACUUUGUCUGUUGUACAGCAGGGGGCGCUGUGUCUGCUUUUGUCUGUGUGUAACGAGUAGGGGAAAUGGCUGUGAGUAGGGAGUAGGAGCAGUGCAGGGCUGUGAGUAGGGAGUAGGAGCAGUGCAGGGCUGUGAGUAGGGAGUAGGAGCAGU
Messenger RNA from Xenopus tropicalis (tropical clawed frog), 1701 nucleotides. It is a transcript of the gene samd10, whose product is annotated as sterile alpha motif domain containing 10. The transcript has 4 exons. The record is from RefSeq and is a predicted model, not a curated record. Lineage: Eukaryota; Metazoa; Chordata; Amphibia; Anura; Pipidae. The coding region runs from base 658 to 1326 and encodes 222 amino acids.